Molecule: messenger RNA, 3616 nt
Organism: Cyclopterus lumpus (lumpfish)
Lineage: Eukaryota; Metazoa; Chordata; Actinopteri; Perciformes; Cyclopteridae
Product: vascular endothelial growth factor C-like
Exons: 8
Coding region: 959-2392 (477 amino acids)
Biological process (GO): positive regulation of angiogenesis; positive regulation of mast cell chemotaxis; positive regulation of endothelial cell proliferation
Cellular component (GO): membrane
Molecular function (GO): growth factor activity; chemoattractant activity; vascular endothelial growth factor receptor 3 binding
Source: RefSeq, a predicted model, not a curated record
UUUUUGAAGAGUUCAAGAGAGCAAAAAUAGUCUCUCCGGUGAAUCAAAAUCACAUAAAAGGGAGGAUGGUGGCAUGUGUUAAGAGGAAGUGUGUCUGUGACAAGGCGCUGCCUGCUUCUGCAGACACUAGCCUGCAAUGUCUGGGGGAAUAAGAAGAAGUGUGCCAGUAUAAUCAGCUAUAACGCAGAAUCAUCUGCUUCAAAUCCUUCACUCCGCCCACAAGACACAAUCCCUCUAUUCUUGUAUUUUUUUCCCUCAUUCACUCCAGUAGGACAUCUGUGAGCAGGACUCACAUUCACACUGCCUUCUUUCUUCUUUUUUUUAAGCCUCCUGCUACUACUUCUUUUUCUUUCUUUUUUUUUUUGUAUUACUUCAUUUUGAAGUUUUUCUUUGAUGCUUUUCAAAGGAUCAGGCAGCCGGACAGAAAAAGUUGUGACAGAUUUAGAAAGAAGAAGGAGGAAAAAAAAAAGUCCUGAGAGAGGCAGACAGAGCUUUGCCCCGGAGGUUCACGAGGAAGAAACAGGAGACAGAUAAAGAGGCAGGGAUAAUCGGAGAGAGAGGGAGGGGAAGAGCACAGCUGUUGUGUGAAGAGAAAAUACAGAUAAAGAAGGCAAGUGUGAAGGGCGAAGGAGAAGAGACUGACGGAGACAACCAAGGCUGGAAAGAAAAAAGGGGAGAGACAGACACAAAAAAAAAGGACUGAAAAAAGGGGAAAUCUUUUCCAGUUGAAGGUCAAGAAAGACAUCCAGAGAUAAAGGGCAAACGGACACCUGACGUCAUAACCGACCGCAGCGAGCAUGGAGACGCAGCCCGAGGGAAGACCUCCUCUGGAGUGAAAGAAGAAUAAGCUGUGUUUGACGCCCGAGCAGAGGGGACGGUUUCCUCAUCAUGUUUUAUUCAGCCGUUUUCCCAACUUCAAACAACCUGCGCCGGAAGAGCAACUUCGUCCCGGGAUCGAAUGAAGAGAGGAGCAAAGAGAUACCUGCCGAGUCUGCGAUACCCUGCUCCUCCUCUUCCUCCUCUCCUCUCCUCCCUCACUUUCUUUUACCUCACUAACUUCCUCCUCCUCUGCCCUGAUAUCUCCUCUCCUCUCCAUCUCCUCACUAUGUGGAUACCAGCUUUGCUCCUAUGGAUGCUUAAUAUCAUCAAUUUGUGCUCGGGACAAGACUAUUCGGACUAUUACCAGACUGCAGACAUGGGCACCGAGGCUCCGGUACUGUCGGAUGACCAGCCCAGUUUGGACUCGGUGACGACCGUGGAUCAGCUGCUGCAGCUUCUCUACCCCGAGUACAGUUUGCUUCAGCAGUGCCUGAGGAAGAAACCCUGGCACGCCUCCUCCGCCCCGUCUUUCUCCUCGGCGAGCCCUCUAGGGCGCGCUGACGACGAGGAUCUGUGGGGUCAGCCGAGGGAGGAGGCUCUCUUCAAAGUGAACGGGCCUCUGGGAGUCAUCUUGGAGGAGAUCCAGCGGACCUCGUGCCAGCCCAGAGAGGUGUGCGUGGAGGUCGCCAAAGAAUACCCAGAAUCCACCAGUCAGUUCUUCCUCCCUCGCUGCGUGGCGCUGCAUCGGUGCGGCGGCUGCUGCAACAACGAGGCCUUAUACUGCACCAACACGAGCCACGCGCUGGUCAACAAGACGGUGAGCGAGCUCGUCUGCAUCACAACCCGCCCGGCGGCAGUGGGACGCCCUUUGGCUGCAACUGGACAUCAAUUGAUGGAACUUUCCCCGCCCAGGAUGGAUCGCUCUGUCGUCAUGGUGACCUUCGUCAACCACACCUCGUGCGAAUGCCUCUCCAAGCGGCCGCUCCACUCCAUCAUAAGACGAGCCGCGACAGAUCACCUGUGUUCCCCGCCCGACCUUCCCUGUGCUUCUGGGUCAUUAUGGGAUCCAGUGAACUGUGUGUGCGUCUCCACAGACGCCAUAAACUACUCUGAGCGAGAGAUGGACGCGCUGGACUCAGGUCUGCUGGCUCUCUGUGGGCCCAACCGGGUUCUGCACGAGUCCACCUGCGAGUGCGUUUGUCGGAACGGACUCACCGAGGACAGCUGCGAUCCGGGAUGGAAACUGGACCACACCACCUGUGAAUGCCAGUGCGAAGGUCAAGGCGAGGGGAAGUGGUGCCCCACCGGCCAGCGGUGGGACGACGAGCUGUGCGGCUGCGUCUGUGCCGCAGAGUGUCCCGGGAACCAGCCCCUGAACCCCGACACCUGCCUGUGUCAGUGCAGAGAGAGCCAGCACUCGUGUCUGCGGCAGGGCAAGAGGUUUAACCCAAAGUCCUGCAGUUGUUACCGGUUGCCUUGCAGAAAGCCCCGGCGUGUGUGCCAGACUGGUUUUUACUACAGCCACCAGGUCUGCCAGUGCAUCCCCAACUACAUGAGGCCUGAGUGGAAUUGACCAAUCGCGGGAAGGCCGAGGAGCGAGACUGCAGGUGAAGCCAUUUAGCCCAGAAAGCUUUUUGUGGACAUCAAAGAGGAAGUGCCUCUUGAGGGGAAGGUGGACCUACACAUGGAUUAAAACCGCAGCACUUAGAGGAGUUGUGUUAAUGCCGUCUGUGCAUCCGACACCCAAAGGAACGGCAGGAGCUCUUUCCCCAGUGACACUCGGACAAAAAACGCCAUCCGUAUGCAGUUAAACUCGUAAAAAAAAAGUAAGUAAUCUCAGCCAAAGACAAAACGAGGAGAUACAUCUGGCUCCCACGACACCAAAUCACACUCAAAAAGCAGGACAGCGAGGACCAAUCAGCCGCUGAGUCAGCGCUCAUCCCCGCAGCGACGUGUUCGAGCAAGACAUUCAACCACCGCAUGCUGCAGAGACGCCGCUCACGACCGUGUGAAAUGGAAAGUGGAAUAAAAAAUAAUAACAGAGCAGACUUUUUUUUGUUGUUGUUGUUUUUCUUCUUUUUUUUUAAUAGAUUAAAAUGAGCUUCAGGCACUUUGGCAGGCUUGAGUCAUGAGCUGUUUUGAGAGGUUGAAGGAUGUAUUUUGCAGAAAUCCCUGUAAUGUUUUGUUGCCGGGGGUCUCGUGACCCUCUUUUAGAAGAAAGGUGGAUCCACUCAGAGCCCCUGAGAGGGGAUGGAGUGAAGCUCUAGAUGCAGAUAAAAUGUCUUCUUACGUAAAAGUCUAAACUUCUAAAAGAUGUUUAAAUUAGUUUAAUUAAACAAACAGCUGUUAUAUCGUCCAGCUCCUACUUGCUCUUUGAACAUCUCGCGUGGCCGACUCCAAUCACUUCUAAUUUAACUUUCACACUCUCGGUAAUAUUAUUUGUAAAUAUUUUUAAUCUUUUUUUUUUCGUAUUUAAAAGUAGAUCAGGUGGAGUUGUAAAAAUACUGUAUUUACUGUAUUGUUUUGGCAAUGAAACUAUUUACAUGUCUUUGUACCCCCUGCGGUUUUUAAUUAUUAUUAUUAUUAUUAUUGUGAAUUUGAAUUGUGUUUUUCAAAUCGUCCAUUUGCCUGCACUGCAAGAUACAUUUUAGCCUCUGCCAUUAAAAAAAAAAAUAGUUUGGUUUGAAGAUUUAUUGCAGUGUAGAGAUUAUUGUCGUGUUUGUUGGAUGCAUUGUUUUCAGGCUGUUAAAUAUUUAAAGUAGUUAUGAAGUAUUGAUUAAAAUCCAUGUCAGACUGA